GAGUAAAUCUUCAUAAGCGUACACUUGGAAGUUUUGUUUUGAAUAUGAUUUGUUUGCAAACAACGUUUUGAAAAAACAAAGGGACACUCUCAAACUAUCAAAGUAAACCUAUCCUCAACAAUGUCCUCUUUCGGCGAGUCUCACGCCCUGUGCCGUGUUUGUGCCAAGCCGUUCGAAAGCAGCACCAUGUUUCGACUGUUGGACGAAUUAGCUGACGCUUUCUGGCGAGUGUCAGAAAUCGAGAUCCUGGCGCAAGAUUCCGGAUUUCCACAAAGUUGCUGCCUAAUGUGUCGGGACCGGUUGCAGGAGGUGGGGGAAUUGAGGGCGCUGUGCUUGGAUUCUGACCGAAAGCUGCGUAAAAUGAUUGGCAUUGGCUUGAGGGAGGAGGAAGAGGGCGAUGGUAUCGGCAUGGAUAGUAUAGAUGCGAUUCCCAAGGUGGAGAUGCAAGAGGUUCCCGAAUCUUAUUCAUGCUGGGAAGACAUGGAGAACAGAUUUGAAUCCAGCGAAGAAGAUAACGACAAGGGAAAUCAUUUGGACUCAGUGCCAGACGUUGUGAAACAGACCCCCGGAAAGACGACUAAGGAAAAUGCUGAAUCUAAGGUUAAACGAAAACCUAAAGCUACGAAAUCUGGAUCGGAUAAACCACCACCAAAAACAAAGGGACCAAAAACUCCGAAGGAACCGAAAUCUUUCCAAUGCACGAUGUGCGGUAAAAUCUACAAAACCAGCUACAAUCUUAAAGAGCACGAAACGAGUCACAAUUCAGACCAAAAGAACCACAAAUGUCACAUUUGCUUGCGAGAUUUUGCACGACGGAAAUACUUCUUGGAGCACCUCCGGAUGCACGAAACGGAGAACCAAUUCAAAUGCAACGAGUGUGACAAAGCGUACAGUACUAAUAGGCUGCUGCAGCAGCACAUCCGAGUCAAGCACAGUGGCGAGCGUCCCUUCCAGUGCAGCAUCUGUCCGAAAAACUUUGCACGUGCUUCUUCUCUUCAUGUGCACGUUCAGUCAGUCCAUAAAAAGAUACGGAAAAAGACGUACAGAUGUGAUAAGUGUACGCGAUGUUUUGAAGGCAAAACCGCCUUCGAGCGGCAUAUGAACAGCCACGAAGGAAUCAAGCUGAACCAGUGUCCCCAUUGUGGUAACAAGUACGAGUUUAAGGCGUACCUGCUGCAGCACAUUGCCGAGAAACAUCCGGAAACGGUGGAGAAUCUCACUACGUGUCAGUUCUGUGGCGUGGGAUACAGCACGGAUGGAUACUACCGGAAACACAUCGUCAAGAGACAUCCGGAGCAUUUGGAAGUAUUUGAUCAGUGGAUGAAGGCAAAACGUGAGGAAGCUUCAACUUCAACGUGUUGAGAAAUAGUUGAUUGUUUGAUAUGAAAUUGAGUGGAAUUGAAAUAGUUUUCAUUGGCACAUUUUUAUUAAACAAGUAUUCUUAUAGACUAGAUAAUUCACAGUCCACUUAUGAUUCACCAGGGUGAAGAUCAGUUCGAAAAAUU
Culex pipiens pallens (northern house mosquito) is the source of this 1505-nucleotide messenger RNA. Its product is annotated as zinc finger protein 501-like. The record is from RefSeq and is a predicted model, not a curated record. Bases 121 to 1362 code for a protein of 413 amino acids. The transcript has 2 exons. Gene Ontology annotation, molecular function: zinc ion binding. NCBI's taxonomy places the organism in Eukaryota, Metazoa, Arthropoda, Insecta, Diptera, Culicidae. Gene Ontology annotation, cellular component: nucleus.